Molecule: messenger RNA, 5914 nt
Organism: Clupea harengus (Atlantic herring)
Lineage: Eukaryota; Metazoa; Chordata; Actinopteri; Clupeiformes; Clupeidae
Gene: cdk12
Product: cyclin dependent kinase 12
Biological process (GO): protein phosphorylation; positive regulation of transcription elongation by RNA polymerase II
Cellular component (GO): cyclin/CDK positive transcription elongation factor complex; nucleus
Molecular function (GO): cyclin binding; ATP binding; RNA polymerase II CTD heptapeptide repeat kinase activity
Source: RefSeq, a predicted model, not a curated record
UUCCACUGGUGUUGAAAGCCGGUGAAAUUAAAACAGGCCAAAUCCGUUCUACCUACUUUAGCUCUAUGAGUAGCUCCUCCUACCGGAGGAGUUUUGAAGGAAUCGGUUACUCGAGUUCCCAUCAUACUAGGCACAAUGGCCGCUAUAGCUUGGUCGUAUAACAGGGGCUGUGGAUGUUAUGAAAUCCAUUAACAUCGCCCUUAAACUAGGCCGGGUUGCUUCCCAGAGCCACGAAAAAUAAACUGGAACAUAUUCUGCACAUGAAUAUAUGAUAAUUUCUAACAAAUAUCAAACCUACAAAGAGAUAAACUGGCAUAUUAAAGCGAAUAUGUAAACAGUAGCUACCAACGGGGUCAAGUUUUUUUUUUAGUUUGAGAAAAUAUUGCCCAUUGAUAACGGACUAUACUUGUUUCUGAAGUCAAGGGCAGUGAAAUUGUGGAUCUAAAAUAACUUAUCCAUAGACAUGUAUCGGGCAUGGAUAGCCAACUUAAAGGGCGACUUCAAUCUUUUUCCUUUUUGUUUUGACGACAACUGCUAGCUUGCUUGCUAGCUAGCCAGCUAGCUUUAUAGCAUUGGUUAGCUGGCUAAAUUACAUACAAGGGGAGAGAGCAGUAAAAUAUUCGUCUUGGGAUUUUGUUUCAAGCUCUUAAAACAAUCCUGGUGGAGAGGUACUGAUCACCGACUUUUUGAUUACGAACACAUUUUUCAUAUCUAAAAAAAAUGCCUCUUGAUCUGACUGGAAUGAGCUGGGGAUAAACCUUGAGGACACAACGUGGGCAGACUUGAUUCGAUAGGUCCGAGUCUGGGAGAAGGACCGCUGCUGACGUGAGGAAUGCCUGGAUCAGACCGACAACAUGGGACCAAGAGAAAGCCAGAAUCCAGCAGCACUAGCGUCUCUGUACAACCCCUGCAACCUGCUACAAGCGCCAACAGCGGGCCUCACCAAACCUCAGGGUCGCGUCACAACUCUGCAGCGAACAUGACCAGUAAAGACGGGAAACCUCAGUCCAAAUCUCCGGGCUCGUCUGGCUUGACGUCUAAGCACAAGCGGCAUAAAUCAUCGAAGCACGGCCGAGAGUCCUCCUCAGCGGCGUCAGCAGAGGCCACGGUUUUCACUGCACCGAGUCAUGCGCCGCCACCUGCAGUCGGCGCCAUCAAGCCACUAGUUGAGUAUGACGACAUAAGCUCCGAUUCCGACACCUUCUCAGAUCCACCGGCCAGAACGGCUGAGCGGAGAGAUGAUGAACGUUCAGAGUCGUCGGAUUACUGCAAGGGUGAUAACGGGGGCGGGGCGGACGGGGCUAGAGAGAGCCGGUCUCAUAAACACCGGCAUUCCCGGAAAAAAUCUAAGGACCCGCAUAAAGUAAAGGAGUCAGUGGACGGGGCAGGGAACUCGAAAAAGAAGAGCAGUAAGGAGCCAGACAGGGAGAGAGAGGGAAAGAGCAAAGAUAAGCUCUCCUCUUCUGUCGCAGGACUGAAGAGACAGGAGGCAGGUGUCGUGAAACGCAGCGGAGAGUCUCCAUCCACUGCACUCCAGCCAGGGGUUAGCCUGGGGAGUAGCACCUCCUCAGCUCGGAACAAAGAGGGGAGCCGGUCCAAAACCCGCAAAGACAAGCAGCAUCGGGAGAGCGGGAGCCAGGGCCGCAGCUCUUCCAAGGGGGAGCGCUCGGACAGGAGCCAUCGCAAGUCCUCCAAAAGUCACAAGUCCAGCCCAAAGGGCAAGGCCUCAUCCCGGAGCAGUCCGCGCCGCAGACAGCAGACUUCUGGCUCGACUUUAUCUCCUAGCCCUCGAAGGGGGGACAGUCCUCUGGGAAUGGGCGUCUACGGGGCAGAGGUUGAAGACAUUUACUCAUCACGCCGUAGGGCCCAGAGCCCAAGCCCAUACCGGGAGUCGGUGAGACGAAGCAGGCAACGCUCAGACAGCCCCUAUGGGUCCAGGCACAGAUCCUCCAGCUACGAGAGGGACACCAGCCCCUAUUCUUCACGGAAACGGCUAUCAGUCAGUCCCUAUGGCAACCGGAGAUCCUCAAGUGCAAGCCCCAUGUCCAGACGAUCUGCUCGCUCCCGCACACGCUCUCCUCCGUACUCGUCCCGCCGCUCCUCCCGCUCGCGCAGCAAGAAGCGCUCGUCUGCGACGGCCAGCGGCUCCCACAGCAGCCGACCAACCAGCCGCUCCCCCUCCUCCUCGCGCCUGCCAAUCGCCUCCAGCCUGGGGGCGGAGCUGAGCCGGCGCAAGAAGGAGCGCCAGGCCGCGUCGUUGGCGGCCUCCCGUGGCUCCUCCCCCUCCCGGCGGACCGCCACGCCCACAACGCCCUCCACCCGGCCCCGUGACCAAGACAUGGAGCCAUCAGACCGCACCCCCAACCGCGUGGAGAGAGCCGUGGUCCAGCCCGCUGAGCCUCCUCCCCCGCCCCCUCCGGAUGCUCUGCCUGACGUGUUUCUCGGUAAAGAGAACGCGGCACCUCCUCCACCUCUCCCCUCACCCCCACCUCCUCUCCCGCUCACCUCUCCCCCUCCGCUGCCUCUCACCUCUCCUCCUCCUCUCCCACCGUCUCCGGCAGCUCUCAGUGCUGCCCAGUUAAGGUCCCGCCCCAGAUCACCAGCCAAUCAGAGCCACACACGCAGCCCUGGCCAUAAGGCUCUGCCAAUGAAAACCUCCACAUUGCCACCCCUCCCACUGCCUCCAAUGCUCCUGGGAGAGAUGAGGGACAGCCCAAAGAAGAGCACGCCUCCUCAGCGGUCGUCACGCAGGGAGAAGGAGAGGGAGGCGCGGCCGCGCUCCCUGCUCAGUGACCUGCCCCUCCCACCCACCCAGCACGGAGGAGACGCCUCCCCGCCACAGUCACCCCUGCAACAAGCCAUGCCUCUUGUGCAGCCAACCUACAAAAAGAGACCAAAGUUCUGCUGUCCGCGGUAUGGCGAGCGGAUGCAGACCCAGAGUGACUGGGGCAAGCGCUGUGUGGACAAAUUUGACAUCAUUGGCAUCAUUGGAGAAGGCACCUAUGGCCAGGUGUACAAAGCCAAGGACAAGGACACAGGUGAGCUUGUUGCCCUGAAGAAGGUGCGUCUGGACAAUGAGAAGGAGGGCUUCCCCAUCACUGCCAUCCGCGAGAUCAAGAUCCUCCGGCAGCUCAACCACCGCAGCGUGGUGAACAUGAAGGAGAUCGUUACUGACAAGCAGGACGCCCUGGACUUCAAGAAAGACAAAGGUGCCUUUUACCUGGUGUUUGAGUACAUGGACCAUGACCUGAUGGGGCUGCUGGAGUCGGGUCUGGUGACCUUCUCCCAUGAGCACGUCCGCAGCUUCAUGAGGCAGCUGAUGGAGGGCCUGGACUACUGCCACAAGAAGAACUUCUUGCACAGAGACAUCAAGUGCUCCAACAUACUACUCAACAACAGUGGUCAGAUCAAGUUGGCAGAUUUUGGUUUGGCUCGGCUGUAUAACUCUGAGGAGAGUCGGCCCUACACCAAUAAGGUGAUCACACUGUGGUACCGCCCGCCUGAGCUGCUCCUGGGGGAGGAGAGAUACUCCCCCGCCAUCGACGUGUGGAGCUGCGGGUGCAUCCUGGGAGAGCUGUUUACAAAAAAGCCCAUUUUCCAGGCCAAUCAGGAGCUGCUGCAGCUAGAGCUCAUUAGUCGCCUGUGUGGCAGUCCCUGUCCUGCUGUCUGGCCUGACGUCAUCAAGCUACCCUACUUCAACACCAUGAAGCCCAAGAAGCAGUACCGGCGCCGACUACGAGAGGAGUUUGCCUUUUUACCGUCUCAUGCUCUAGACCUGCUGGACAGAAUGUUGACCCUUGACCCCUCGCGGCGUUGCACAGCGGAGCAGGCACUCAACAGCCAAUUCCUGUGUGACGUGGAACCCAGCAAGAUGUCGCCUCCUGACCUCCCGCAUUGGCAGGACUGCCAUGAGCUGUGGAGUAAGAAGCGACGCAGGCAGCGUCAGAGUGGGCUGUCUGAGGAUGUGCCUGUUCCCAAAGUGCCCCGGAAGGACCCAGUCCCACCACCCAGUGGAGAGAACAGCCGGCCUCCACCCAGCCCUCCUCCGCCUCCACCGUCAGCACGCCCCCAGCCCCCAGCAAACAUCUCAGCCAAUGAACUGGCAGGCUUGAAUCAGACGGAGCUGGCCGUGCUGCUGAACCUGCUCCAGGGCCAGACCGACAGUCUCCCUCAGAUGGCCCAGCUGCUCACCUCUUCCUCCUCCUCCUCCACCAACCCCGCCACCCCCACCCGUCCCCACACCAUCACCCCCUCUGCCGAGCACCCCGCACCCCCUCCACAGCCCCCCCACGAGCCCGACCCCACCCAGCAGCUGGAGCUCCUGAGCCAGACGCUCUCCUCAAUCCUGCAGUCGUCCCAGCCCCCGGCGGGGCACCCGCCCGAGGAGCCGUCCGUGCACAGGCAGCCCCCUGAGCCGCCGCCCCAGGCGGGCCCCGAGUCCGCGUUCAGCCACGAGGACCAGGCCAGCCUCUUCGCUCUGCUGCUGGGCCAGCUCAUGAAGCCAGCGGCGCAAGGCGUGGUGGAGCAGAGCGCCGACGAGAGCAAUGGCAUCCAGGCUGACGAGGCGACACGCGGGACCCGUGGCGGGCCCGUUACCGGCGGCGAUCGGAAGGAUGACUCUUUGAGGAAAGUGAAUGCCCAUGACCUGGCGGACCCUGAACGACGGCCCCCAUCACCCCCUCACCCUCCCUCACAGCACAGACUCACGGAUAAUAUCAGUCCCACGAUGGCGACGGCUUUGCUCCAGCUAAUUUCCCAGCAGGACUCUCAAGGCAGGCCUCCUCCGCAGGAGCCCCAGGCCAGCCAAGAGCCGUUCCCCCAGGUCGGCGCCAAUACAGUGCCCCAAAACUGGACCAUACCUCCAGGAAAUUCGCCUCUGACUAGAUCAGCCCACCCCACCCAACCCCAGUGUGACGCUAACUCCACUACUAAUGUGACGGCUAACGCUACAUCCAGCUCCAUGCAGUUCCCCAGGGACCAGGACUUCCGUUUUACCCAGAUGGGUCCACCCUGAGUUGGACGGCUUGCUUAAACACUGGGGCCUAGGACCACAUGGAGGCCGGCGAUGGUUGAGGGAAGAGGCUCGGAGUAUCUGUCGGACCUUUGCUGAGGAGGAAGGACAUUGCUGUUAUUCCACAUCCUGAACGCCAUCCUGUCUUUCUUACACCUGCAGUACCCCUCCACUAAGACAUGAUCAGCAGUUGUUGUUUUGCGAAUCUGGUGAAUGACAAGAAUUGAAAUGCGUGAAUGUUUCUGUAUGAAUGUGCUUUUAUGCACCAUUUCAAAAUAUGCCACAGCUCUGCGUGGCAUCACGGCUCUAAAGCAGGACUUGAUUGUUUGGGUAGUUUAAGGUGAGUCAAAGUUGUGUGAGGGAACGGGGUAGCGGAUGAAUUUGUUUGCUUUUUAAAAAUUCCCUUUUGAAGUAUGAACCUUUUGCUCUUGUGCCUCCCGUGUUACUAUCGUAACUCUUAAGUAGCAUCUGUCUGGCAUUCAGUGCUUUCGUUAGUGUGUCCGUGCUCCGGCAGUGCUGUUUCAGAGAUGCUCUGCUCAGCUCAGCUGCAUCGGAGUUCCUUUAAGUCACUGAGAUUUGUCCCGUUUUUCUUUUCUGCUAACCCUAUCCCUUUAUCACAACUGGCACUCAAUAUAUAGAAACUCAGAUAAUGACUAACUGCGAGAAUGACCCAUAGAUUACCAAUCACUCCAUUCUCUGUGCACGUUCAGUCAUUCCACCCUGUUAAUCCAAGGAAUUGGCUCACUAUUUCCUCCAUUUAAAAGAAAUCUGACAAAACCCUAUUCUGCUUUCUCCAGCAAAUUAUGAAGAAAAACAGACUGAGUUAAAUGUGGUUUCUAUGAUAUUUUGUAAUAUGUAUUUUUUUUUUCUUUUCUGUUGAUUAAAAGAAAUCAAUUGAAAUCA